Messenger RNA from Pneumocystis carinii B80, 383 nucleotides. RefSeq lists its product as hypothetical. NCBI's taxonomy places the organism in Eukaryota, Fungi, Ascomycota, Pneumocystomycetes, Pneumocystales, Pneumocystaceae. The transcript has 3 exons. The record is from RefSeq and is a predicted model, not a curated record. Bases 44 to 337 code for a protein of 97 amino acids.
ACAUAACAGAGGGGUUAGGGAUCUAAUAGAUAAGGAUUGGAGGAUGUAUUGUUUAUGCCAUUUCUUGCCGUUUCUGUUUAUUCCAACGGGAGGAUCGGCAUAUUUCCAUGUUAUUUUUGUAGUAUCGCUUUUGUUGUUUCAUCGGCCAUGUAUUUAUUGUUCAUUUAUUCUUAUUACAUUAUUUGGUAUGAUGUGUUAUUGGAGGGAAGAGUGUUAUUUUGAUUUUAAUGGGGGGAGAAUUUUUGAACCGAGAGUUUUUGGAGGGAUAGGAGGAAAUGAAGGGGGAAGAUGGAGAGAAUGGCGUCAGCCAUUAGUUAAAGUGACGAUUCGUUUUUAAUAUGAUUAUAUUAUGUAUAUAUAUAUAAGCUAGUUUGGAACCAGGG